Ipomoea nil (Japanese morning glory) is the source of this 2539-nucleotide messenger RNA. RefSeq lists its product as uncharacterized. Gene Ontology annotation, biological process: transmembrane transport. Gene Ontology annotation, molecular function: transmembrane transporter activity. The record is from RefSeq and is a predicted model, not a curated record. Gene Ontology annotation, cellular component: plasma membrane. The transcript has 3 exons. The coding region runs from base 67 to 2436 and encodes 789 amino acids. Lineage: Eukaryota; Viridiplantae; Streptophyta; Magnoliopsida; Solanales; Convolvulaceae.
UAUUUCUGUAACCCAUUUUCUCCAUUUUCGAGCUUUCAAGAAAAUUAAAAAAAAAAAAAAAUUCUAAUGGCUCCGCUUCCCGAUUUGUGGCGUAGCUCUCUCGCCUCCGCCUUCAGGACCGCCUUGGCUUGCUCUAUAGUGGGUGUCGCCACCCUUUACGGCCCGGAGGCGCUGAAGCGCCAAAUAGCAUUCCCGGCCUUUUCUUACGUCAACGUUAUUCUUAUUCUGACGGACACCACCUUGGGCGACGCCUUGCGUGGCUGCUGGUACGCUAUCUACGCCACCUGCCUAGGGGUGUGCCCGGCUAUUCUGAGCCUGUGGCUGAUUGGCCCGGCCCACCUCACCACCGGCACCGCCGCGGCCGCCGUGGCUAUCACCGCCUUCAUUGUCGUGCUGCCGCAAAACACCCACGUUGUAGCCAAGCGCAUCGCGCUCGGCCAGACGGUUCUCGUCUACGCUUUAGCCGGCCCCCGGACUCAGCCCAUCAUGCACCCUCUCCGCGUCGCCGCCAGCACCGCCAUUGCCGUCGCAGCUUGUGUCCUGGCUUUGCUGCUUCCUUACCCUAGCCUAGCUUCUUCUAAGGUGAAACACAACUGCCACCUCUUCGCCGAGAAUGUUUCUCAGAGAUUAAACCUUCUGGUGAAAGCAUUUUCUGCAGAAGAUAACGCGUCUGCACUAUCGUUGGUUUCUCAAGCCAAGUCCUUAAAUGCUAGCGGAGCUAAAUUUUUGCAGAAUAUCAAAUCCAAGCAAGAAAGCAUGCAGUGGGAAAGGUAUCCGAUCAAGUUCUUCCGACCGUAUUGCAAGAACCCCGGGGAGAGGCUACAAGAAUACGAAACACCAUUAAGGGGGAUGGAAAUGGGUUUAGUUGAUAAUAAUCCCCCACAAUUCCCAGUAACAGUACUGUUAAGCUCAUCAGAGGUGAAAGACAGCUUGGAUUCUCUUACAGGCCACAUUUCAAAGCAAGUCAAAGGAAGGCUGUUUGACUUAGCAACUGUCCCAGAAUCAAACGCGCAAAAUGCGGUGAAGUUUCUUCAUCAAAAACUUCAACCUGUCACCCUACAAGAUCUAUCCUCCUUCUUCUUCUUGUUUUCCCUGAAACUUCUCUUGAUAAAGCCCUCAUCUUCAAUUCUUAAAGAUAAGGAUGGGUCGAAGGAACAAGAAGAGCGGUUCUUGGAUAAGAUUUACAGUAACUUUGUCGGUCAGAUGAACAAUAAAAGGUUUGUGGCAUCCUUAAAAUACGCACUCGCGCUUGGGCUUGCCGUGUUUUUUGGGUCGAUUUACAGCAAGCCUGAUGGGUUCUGGGCAGGGCUGACGGUUGCCAUAAGCUAUGUCUCCGCGAGAGAAGCGACUUUCAGAAUCGCCAACGUUAAGGCUCAGGGGACAGUACUAGGAUCGAUCUAUGGAGUGUUGGGGUGUUUCGUUUUCGCGAAAUACGAGGAGCUCCGGUUCAUUUCUCUCAUUCCUUGGUUCAUAGUCUGCAGUUUUCUGCGGCGGAGCCGAAUGUACGGCCCGGCGGGAGGGAUCUCCGCCUGUAUAGGGGCGGUGCUAAUUCUGGGUCGAGAAGGGUUUGGGCCGCCAAGGGAAUUCGCCAUGGCGAGAAUCAUGGAGACCUUUAUAGGACUGGCGUGUUCCAUUACAGUGGAGCUUCUUUUCCGGCCAACAAGAGCUUCAUCCCUGGCGAAAAUCCAGCUUUCUAAAAGCCUGCAACUCUUGAACCAGUGCAUAAUCUCAAUAGAUUAUUCAAGCAAUAAUCAGUCCAAGCUGGAGGAGACCCAGAAAAUUUUAAAAUCGAGUGUCACUCAGCUGGGGAAAUUUAUUGGGGAAGCUGAGGUGGAGCCCAAUUUCUGGUUUCUUCCUUUCCAUAGUGCUUGUUAUGGUAAGCUCAUGGGGUCCUUGUCAAAAGUUGUGGAAUAUCUACACUUUGUGGCCCAAGCACUGAGAUUCCUGGAACAAGAAUCUGCCCUGAUGGGCAGGCUAGAUUCCGAUCAUCUCAGCCUUUUCAGAGAUCAUGUUGGCCCUUCAAUCAAAUCCUUUGAGGAGAUCAUCAGUUUGGUGGGAUCAGUCUCGGUUCUUGACAAGGAAUUUGAGAAGAAGAAAAGCUCGAUCGACCCAGAACUGGGAAAAUUACCAACAAGCAACAACAUAACGGGAUUAAGCGAUGAAGAGAUUGAUAACAAACUGAAAUCCUUCAUGGAAGAUUCCAGACAGUUUGUUGAUCAGAAAGAUGAAGAUGAUGAUGAUGAGGUGAUGAUGAACAGCCAAGUGGCGCUGAGUUUAAGUGCCCUGGCGUUUUGCAUGAGAGGCAUAGUUAGAGAGACGAAAGAAAUUGAUAAGGCAAUAAAAGAACUUGUACAGUGGGAAAAUCCCUCCAGCCCUGUAAAUUUGCAUGAAAUUUCAUGCAAAAUACGUGCUCUUGCACAUACUGUAACAAACUGAUGAUAUCAAUCAAGAUAAACUCAGGUUAUUAUAUAUACAUCCAUAAAAAUAACCUUAUUAUACUCUUGAUUAUAUUAAUAUAACAUUUAUUGUUAUACCUCCC